AUGCAUUUAUUUGUCACAGGGACAAUACCUCGCAGAGCUAUUGCAGAAAGUAAACAUGAUGAACCUGAAGUCCAGUCCAACACCUUGACCGCCGGUAGAACUUUGUCUGGUCAUGAUGGAACAAUUUUGGAAAAUCCUACUCUCUAUAGAAGUGUGAUUGGAGCACUACAAUAUUUAAGUCAUACCAGGCCAGAUAUCUCUUUCUCAGUAAACAAACUAAGCCAGUUCCUCAAGGCUCCCACAAUGGUACACUGGAAUGCAGCCAAGCGAAUUUUAAGAUACUUAAAAGGAUUCUCUGAUGCAGAUUGGGCUUGUUGCCCGGAUGAUAGGAGGUCAGUUGGGGGCUACUGCGAGUUCCUAGGUGAUACACUAAUGUCCUGGUCUUCAAAGAAGCAAUCGGUAGUGGCUAGAUCAAGCACUGAAUCAGAGUAUAGGGCACUUGCACAUUUGGCUGCUUAA
Messenger RNA from Humulus lupulus (European hop), 459 nucleotides. RefSeq lists its product as uncharacterized. The transcript has 2 exons. The record is from RefSeq and is a predicted model, not a curated record. Bases 1 to 459 code for a protein of 152 amino acids. Lineage: Eukaryota; Viridiplantae; Streptophyta; Magnoliopsida; Rosales; Cannabaceae.